AUGAAUUGCUAUGAGACGCAGGAAAUGUCACAGCAGCAAAUCCAAGCCCCGCCAGGAUCCGGUCAUUUGGCCGUAUUCCAAAGAUCUGAGCGAGCGCUGGAAACAGCCGGUGAUGCAUUUUCGCUGGAUAGUAGCCAGAUAAACUUCACCCAAAACACCGCUAAAUUGAGCAGUAUGGGCACUCCUUGCGCAUAUUCCAUACUGAAAGAAAACCAAAUUCGUCCCAACUUCAGUGAACAAUCGUUAUUGCCCUCGAGUGCCUGGCAGAGCCCACGCGUUUUCACGUCUCCAAGUGACGCCAAUUUACAGUUUGACGCCAACGCUACCACGUGGGUCUCCGGCGGUUCGAUAUACGAACAGUCUUCCCUAUUGAUUGCAGACUGUGCAUCACCUUCUUUGCCAGUUCAAGCCAUAGGUCCAAACCAGCCAUCCUUACUCAUCAAGCCGCAUACAUCUCUCACGGCAGCACCUUACAACGUUGCAACGUACCCAAUUGUAUCAUCUGGCCCGCAAAGCCAGAUGAUCUUCUUCGUUUCCCAACCUGAGCCGUAUACUCAAGAGUAUCAUUCUGCCUACGGGACGACAACUGUGGGACUAUAUACAAAUCAUGAGUGA
This is a messenger RNA of Pyricularia oryzae 70-15, 615 nucleotides long. RefSeq lists its product as uncharacterized. Lineage: Eukaryota; Fungi; Ascomycota; Sordariomycetes; Magnaporthales; Pyriculariaceae. Bases 1 to 615 code for a protein of 204 amino acids. The record is from RefSeq and is a predicted model, not a curated record. The transcript has 3 exons.